Athalia rosae (coleseed sawfly) is the source of this 2766-nucleotide messenger RNA. RefSeq names its product aldo-keto reductase family 1 member B1-like. Gene Ontology annotation, cellular component: cytosol. NCBI's taxonomy places the organism in Eukaryota, Metazoa, Arthropoda, Insecta, Hymenoptera, Athaliidae. The record is from RefSeq and is a predicted model, not a curated record. The coding region runs from base 1435 to 2367 and encodes 310 amino acids. The transcript is spliced from 7 exons. Gene Ontology annotation, molecular function: aldose reductase (NADPH) activity.
GACCCGUAUUCUAUAUACCUUUGACAGAAUAUCAAACCAGACUGCAUCAUGCGAGCAAUUGUAAUGGCAGAAGUACCGACGAUAAAAUUACCGAAUAGCGUAGUGAUGUCGGUUAUUGGAAUAAGAACUUAUAAGAGGUCAAGACGACAGUGAAAGAAUUGUUUGAUAAAGAGAGACGAAUCGGAGCGGAUCGCAUAAUUCAAUCCGAUGAUUACGACUAUGUCGAUACUCGAGGGCCAUGGAAAACGACUACGAAGUAGGUUCAGCAAAAAAUAUUUUAAUAAUUUCAACGAAAAACAGUUGAAAAGAUUGAGGAAAGCAUAAAAAAUCGUACCUGUUACCAAUCAAGUCAAAUGCCAGUCGUCCUCGACUCAAAAUUUGAAAUUAAUAGUAUGGCGAAAAAAUACAAGACCGCUGCACAAAUCAUAUUACAGCACCAGGUACAUCGUGGCCAUGUUAUCUGCCAUAAGUCUCUUACAAAAUCACUCACGGAAGAAAGCUUAGAUAUUUUCGAUUUUGAACUCACCAAUGAAGACAUUGAACUCAUCGAAUUCUUGGCUUGAAUCCGCAGAUUCUGCCGGUUGUUAGCAUAAGAUUGCGGCUCUGUGCCGCGUUACCUGUUUGUAAAAUAAAACGAACUUAUCUUAAGUAUUGCAAAACGAUAAUGCAACUUUUCAAGUGCAUCAAACGCCCAUAGUAACCGUUCGAAAAGCAUGAUCGCUGACAAGGAAACAACACGUGCCUGACCCGUAACUAUACAUCACAAUUUCUUCAAUAUAUCCACCUGAGUGUCAUUUAUUUACCAAACUAAUUCAACUGUUAUCACAUCAAUGGUUGUACGGCUGUAAUUAGCACAGUACAAAAGGUACCUAUCAUAAUUUCGCAUUACAUCAUUUGCAUGGUAACUACGGACCAAAUGCAGGUGAAUAAAAAUAUGUAACUAGAUGAGAAAUAAUGAAAAGAUGUCUUUAAUUUUGAAUCAGUUUCAUGCAAAGAUACCAUUGCUAUGUGCGGAGAACAUAUUCAAAUGAUAUUCGAAAAGAGACCCGAAAAGAGACCUCGUCGUAAGGUUUCGUGAGUUAUGGCCCAUAAUCAGAGAACAUGGGAAUAAUCCCGGGACGAGAUGAUAAGCAGCGCUAUCAGCUUCGGGAACAUCGCGAUUAGUACUCGACUAGGAAUUUGAAAGGAUUAUUUAUCAGACGCAUGCGUGGAUGAUAACCACGUGGUUAUAGAGCACAUGUAUAUAUAAUAGAGUUUACUAGGCGUUCGAUAGAGUGGCUUUGAUCUCUUGCUUUUAAGGCGAAGUAGAAGUAGAAGGCGAAUAAACUUGUUGUCGUGUAGUAUUUUGCUGACUAUUUUACAUUUUAUUAGCCCAUUUUUCAUAUUUUGCGCAGGGCGUAACGAAUCAAGUAUCGUUGAAUUGUUAAUUGCGUAAUGGCGAAGAUACCGGCAGUGAAGUUCUACAAUGGCGCAGAGGUCCCGAUCCUCGGACUCGGAACGUGGAGGUCCGCGCCUGGUGAAGUAACUCAGGCCGUAAAAGAUGCGAUCGACAUAGGCUACCGUCAUAUCGAUGGGGCUCAUUUUUACGGAAACGAAAAAGAAAUCGGCGAAGCUAUUCGAAGUAAAAUUGAGGAAGGUGUCAUCAAAAGAGAGGAUAUUUUCUACACCGGCAAACUUUGGAAUACUUUUCAUAGGCCAGGAGCUGUCGAACCUGCGCUAAGGACGACUUUGGAUGAUCUUGGUUUUGACUACGUCGACCUCUACUUGAUACAUUGGCCGUUUGCUUACAAAGAGGGAGCCGACCCCAACCCUAAGGAUGCGAAUGGUAAACUCGUGUUUGCGGAUUAUGACUACGUUGAUACUUGGAAGGCUAUGGAAGAUAUUCACGAAAAGGGAUUGGCAAAAAAUAUCGGGGUCAGCAAUUUCAACAAAGAACAGCUGGAAAGAUUGUUGAAAACUGCCAAAAUCAAGCCGGUCACUAAUCAAGUCGAAUGUCAACCUUAUUUAGCUCAAUUCGAGCUUUCCGGAUACUGCAAAUCAAAGGGUAUCGUUCUCACGGCUUACCGACCGAUCGGAGGCUUGGGAAAGCCUUGGGAACCAAAACUCAGGGAGGAUCCUGAAAUCGCGCGCAUUGCAAAAAAAUACAACAAGACCAUUAGUCAAAUCCUGCUACGCUACCAGGUUGAUCGCAGCCACGUCGUGAUCCCAAAGUCCGUGAACAAAUCUCGUAUCAAAGAGAACUUCGAAAUUUUCGACUUUGAACUAUCUGAACAGGAUGUUGAUCUCAUAAACUCUUUGAACCGUGAUCUCAGACUCUGCCCAAUGUUGGAAUGCGUUGAUAGCCCGCAUUUUCCCUUCGAGAAGUAACAUCGUGAUGUACAUGAAGAACAAGCAAAUAGCCGGUAUGAUUGGACAAAAUGUUGAGCUUCAACUCUUCGAUGGCGUAUACACAAUUUAUGCAAAAAUUUUAAAGUUGAAAGAUAUACCUACGGUCAAAAAAUUUGCUUGUUUCAGACAGUCUAUAUUAGUUACAUUUGGUCUACCUGGCAAAGUCUUUGCUCGAUUAAAUUGUAUUUUUUUAAUCAUUCCAAUGACGCGUUCGUUGACCGUAGUUCAUAUCAAUCAAACAUUUUGCUGUCACAACAUAUAUCAUUAUUUUGGGUGUUCGCCGAUAUGUUUAUGCGGUAAUAAUUAAUCACAUAUGUGAGGAGCCAUAUAUCUGUACAACAAACAUAAUUAUACGAAAUAAAUUGGGAUAAAUGUGAA